Molecule: messenger RNA, 1762 nt
Organism: Calliphora vicina (urban bluebottle blowfly)
Lineage: Eukaryota; Metazoa; Arthropoda; Insecta; Diptera; Calliphoridae
Gene: pre-mod(mdg4)-T
Product: pre-mod(mdg4)-T
Exons: 1
Coding region: 439-951 (170 amino acids)
Source: RefSeq, a predicted model, not a curated record
UCAGUUAUGGCUGUUGCAUUUUUGUAAACUUGGUACUUUUUUUCCAACUCUGUGUAUUUACGACAAAAAUAAAAGUAGUGACGCGUGUGAUUUACUAAUUUUUAUAUUAUUUUUUUUAUAUUUUUUUUAAUAAAGAAUUUAUUUACCAACUUGCCAUUUACUUGUUUUAUUUUAUUAAUUAGUUUUAUUUUAUACCUUGUAAUAUUUUUUUUUAUUGAUUUACGUAUAUAUUUCUUUUAAUACCGUUUAGAUACUUCAAAUUUGCAUGAUUUAUUGCGGGAGUCAUCAACAAGUCGUGCACCUGCUAAAAGAGGCCGACCCCGUAAAGAUCCAUUGAAUGCGCCCAGAACUUCUCAGAAAAUAGUGAACAAAAUUAUUGAAGCCAUUAAUAAUAAUACUGGCACACCCAUUUUAUAUGGAUCCACCACUAAGGGUACUAUGAAAUUAGUGGUGGAUGGUCAUCACUUCCGAUAUUCAUUCCGCAAGGGUAAAUAUACUAUAUUCCAGUGUUGCUACAAAGAAAACAAGGAGGAAUGCUUAGUACGUGUUGUUACCGAUCAAAAGCUAGUUUAUCCUUUGGAUGGCGAACACAUACAUUUCGUACAGGCCACUGACAAAAGUGUGACAUCAGUAAAAUUUACACCCGGUAAAGAACCCGAGCCAAACGUUGUUACCAUAACAGAGGUACAAGACAUCGAACCGACCCAGCCAGAACAUGUUGCAUUAAAUAUUGGAGAUUUGAUUCCACAACCAAUACAGACCAAUGUUAAAGAAGAAAAUACUCCAGCUCAGGAAACAUUAGAAUUUACGACUGAAUUGGUGAUGGUUGGCCAAAAGUCUCCGACGGAGAAUAAAUCUAAGGAAGUUACCUCAACUGAAGAUCCCAAUGAAUUUCGUGAGAAAAUUAAAAAACGUUUGCAAAAAGCAUUGCUAGGCAAAAAGAAACAAUAACUUAUUAAAAAAUAACUUCUGUGGGGCAUCUUGAGAAAUUUAAACAACAUUAUUUAAAACUAAAUGCUCGAGGGAAUGCUCUAUCCUAACUUAUUAUAUUUACAGUUCAGUAUGUACUCCUUAAUUAUGUUCGAAAGCGAAAAGUAUAGUUUGAUUAAACUCAAAUAUUUUUAUCAUUCUAUCGAAUUAAGGAGUAAGUAGCCCCUCUGGUAUUUUUAGUUGCUUUGAAAAAUUUUAAUUAGUAUUUGUUUUAUAAUUAGUGAUCAAAUUACAUAUUUUUGUGUUUCAAAAUCGCAUAAAUGGUGCAAAGGUAUAAUAAUCUAGGAAUAAAUGGAACCCUAAAAUAAAUGUUUUUCAUGCUAAAUCAUUAAUUAAAAAUGUUAGUAAUUCGUUCACUGUAUUUAUGUGAAAAUAUACAUACAUUUGUAUUUUUAUAUAAUAAAUUUGUACAUGUACUCUAACAUUAAAAAAAACACAAUUUUUAAUUUAAUGUAAAUUAAAAAACCUACAAUUUUAAUUUGCUUACCCCCAUUAAGAAUAAAAACUUAAAGUUAGCAACUUUAAGUUAUGUUUUUAUUUUUAAUGGGUCUAUAAAUUAUUAUUUUUUUGUCGUGGACGAACAACUUACAGAAUGUACUACAGUCUUCAAUUAUUUUAAUUAUUAACCCUCGGGUGCCUUAUGAAAAGAAGUUAAAUAAAAAUUUCCUUUAUAAAUAUAUUAUAAUAAACUUAAAUUUAAGUACAUUUUUUUUCAAUAUCAAUAUGUAUAACUAUAUGACAAUAAAUAAAACAAAUUACUCUUCCAAAAGUA